Messenger RNA from Quercus robur (English oak), 3222 nucleotides. Its product is annotated as U3 small nucleolar RNA-associated protein 21 homolog. Gene Ontology annotation, biological process: rRNA processing. The transcript is spliced from 18 exons. The record is from RefSeq and is a predicted model, not a curated record. Lineage: Eukaryota; Viridiplantae; Streptophyta; Magnoliopsida; Fagales; Fagaceae. Gene Ontology annotation, molecular function: protein binding. Gene Ontology annotation, cellular component: small-subunit processome; Pwp2p-containing subcomplex of 90S preribosome. The coding region runs from base 86 to 2812 and encodes 908 amino acids.
GUCUGUAAAACCCUAAUCGCCUAAACCCCUCAAGUCUCUCUUUCUCCUUCUCUCGUCUCUUCUCUCUCUGUGAAUUGGUUCGAAAAUGGGAAUAUUCGAACCGUACAGAGCGAUUGGAUACAUAACUAGCGGCGUCCCCUUCUCCGUUCAACGUUUAGGCACCGAAACCUUCGUCACCGUCAGCGUCGGCAAAGCUUUUCAAGUCUACAACUGCGCCAAGCUUACUCUGGUUCUCGUCGGUCCUCAAUUGGGCAAGAAGAUCCGUGCUCUUGCUUCGUAUCGCGACUACACAUUCGCGGCAUACGGGAAUGAGAUUGCGGUUGUUAGGCGUGCUCACCAGGUAGCAACUUGGAGUGCGCAUAACGCUAAAGUCAAUUCGUUGCUGUUGUUUGGAGAACAUGUCCUUAGUGUUGAUGUGGAAGGUAACAUGUUCAUAUGGGCAUUUAAAGGAAUUGACCAGCCUUCUGCUCCUGUUGGACACAUCAUGCUAGAUGAUAAAUUUAGUCCUAGCUGUAUAGUGCAUCCAGACACCUACUUGAAUAAGGUUCUUCUUGGGAGCCAGGAAGGUUCUUUGCAGCUUUGGAACAUUAGCACAAAGAAAAAAAUUUAUGAGUUCAAGGGAUGGAACUCGUCUAUAUCUAGUUGUGUUUCAUCACCAGCACUUGAUGUCAUUGCAGUCGGCUGUGCUGAUGGAAAGAUUCAUGUUCUCAACAUUCGCUAUGAUGAAGAGUUGGUUACCUUCUCGCAUUCUACACGGGGUGCUGUUACAGCCUUAUCUUUUAGCACAGAUGGACAGCCUCUUCUAGCAUCUGGAGGCUCAUCUGGUGUCAUUAGCAUAUGGAAUCUUGAGAAGAGAAGGCUCCAAUCAGUCAUACGAGAGGCUCAUGAUUGUUCGAUAAUUUCACUGCAUUUUUUUGCUAAUGAGCCUGUCUUAAUGAGUUCAUCAGCAGACAAUUCUAUUAAAAUGUGGAUUUUUGACACAAGUGAUGGAGAUCCCCGUCUUCUGCGCUUUCGAAGUGGACAUAGUGCUCCUCCACUUUGCAUAAGAUUUUAUGCAAAUGGGAGGCACAUUCUAUCAGCUGGGCAGGAUCGUGCCUUUCGCCUUUUCUCUGUAAUUCAGGAUCAGCAAAGUAGGGAGCUUUCUCAACGUCAUGUAUCUAAGCGAGCCAAGAAACUGAGGGUGAAGGAAGAAGAGAUAAAAUUGAAGCCUGUUAUUGCAUUCGAUUGUGCUGAAAUCAGAGAGCGGGAUUGGUGCAAUGUGGUAACAUGUCAUAUGGAUACUGCUCAGGCUUAUGUGUGGAGACUUCAAAACUUUGUUCUCGGUGAACAUAUUCUAAAUCCAUGUCCAGAAAAUCCAACACCUGUUAAGGCCUGUGCAAUCAGUGCAUGUGGCAAUUUUGCUGUGUUAGGGACAGCAGGUGGUUGGAUUGAGCGAUUCAACCUUCAAUCAGGAAUCAGCCGUGGCAGCUACCUGGACAUGUCAGAAAGAAGAAGCUGUGCCCAUGAUGGGGAAGUGAUUGGAGUUGCUUGUGAUUCAACAAAUACCCUCAUGAUAAGUGCAGGAUAUAGUGGAGAUAUAAAGGUAUGGGAUUUCAAGGGACGUGAACUAAAAUCCAAAUGGGAAAUUGGUUGUUCUGUUGUUAAGAUUGUUUACCAUCGCUCUAAUGGUCUAUUGGCUACUGUGGCAGAUGAUUUAAUUAUCCGCUUGUUUGAUGUUGUGGCGUUAAGAAUGGUUCGUAAAUUUGAAGGUCAUACGGAUCGCAUUACAGAUUUGUGUUUCAGUGAGGAUGGGAAAUGGCUCUUGUCAUCCAGCAUGGAUGGAAGUCUUCGAAUCUGGGAUGUUAUCUUAGCAAGACAGAUAGAUGCACUACAGGUUGAUGUGUCUAUCACAGCGUUGUGUCUGUCACCCAAUAUGGAUGUUUUAGCAACUACCCAUGUUGAUCAAAAUGGGGUAUACCUAUGGGUAAAUCAGGCAAUGUUUUCUGGAGCUUCAAAUGUUGAUUCUUAUGCAAGUGGAAAAGAAGUUGUGAGCGUUAAGCUGCCAUCUGUCUCUUCGAUGGAAAGUUCUCAAGUUGAGGAUUCUGAUAAGGCCGUUGUGAACCACUUAGAGUCCAAGGAAGCUUCUUUUACUACUCCAGAUCAGCAAAUCCCGGAUCUAGUUACUCUUUCAUUACUGCCAAAGAGUCAGUGGCAGAGUUUGAUCAAUCUAGAUAUCAUAAAGGUUCGUAAUAAACCAAUAGAGCCUCCAAAGAAACCCGAAAAGGCUCCUUUCUUCUUGCCUUCUGUUCCAUCUCUCUCAGGAGAAAUAUUGUUUAACCCUAGUAAGACAGCAAAUGAGGAGAAGGAUACUAAGGUUAAUGAGGUGGAAAACAAGAGGAGGGAAUCUGAUAUGCCACCAUCCCAAUUUUUGCAACAUCUUCAGUCCUCUAUGGAGAUGAAAAAUUUUUCAGCAUUUACUGAUUAUAUUAAAGGUUUAUCUCCAUCAACUUUGGACAUGGAACUUCGAAUGCUUCAAAUUAUAGAUGAUGAUGAUGAUCAGCAAGAACCAGAUGAAAGACCAGAGUUGUUUUCAAUAGAACUACUUUUGGAUUACUUUAUACAUGAGAUUUCCUGCAGAAACAAUUUUGAGUUCAUUCAAGCUGUCAUCAGGUUGUUUCUGAAGAUUCAUGGUGAAACAAUUAGGCGUCAGUCAAGAUUACAGGAUAAGGCAAGGAAGCUUCUUGAUAUUCAAAGCACAGUAUGGCAAGGAGUAGAUAAAUUGUUCCAAAGUGCUAGAUGUAUGGUCACUUUUCUUAGCAAUUCACAAUUUUAGCUGUCCUGAGGUAGCAGCUCAUAUGUUGUAAUGCCUCCCCAAUUUUGUUUGCUAAUUUGGCUAAUUUAUUGCGAAAGUAGGAAUAGUGUCAUAGUUACAGAAAUCAUCAUGGCAUAGAUUAGAUGGAGCUGAGACUGCGAAGCAUCGACGUAGUAGUAAAUUUUAUUUAAAAGGUUCCAUGUAUUUCAAUGGAUAUAUCAAUCAAGGAACGUAGUGUGUGCGCGCACACUCGCUCAUGUGUUAUUACUGGUGGAUGAGUCUUCAUGUCAUAUGAUAUGUUGUAAGCUAUAGCGUGUUGAGAUAAGCUCAACUCCAUAUGAUACUGAUACCCCGGGAAAAAAGGGAGAAAAUUUAAAAUAUUCAUCCUUGCCUGUCAAAAUGUGCGAAUCUACUUUUGAGUUUUUGUUUUA